GACGUCGACGCGAGUACAUGCUGUUGGUAGGUGGGGGUGGCGCUGUUGGGCGGCGCUUGUUGUAGAAAAAAAGCUAUAUCGCUGACUUUCGUGUGAUAAGCCCUCGUGUGAUAACAAAAGAAUGUGUUGAACGACGCUUCGAAAAAGGUGCCGGUUUCUUCGAAAUUAUGUAUACGGUGACUAGAAAUUAUGUAUGAAGAUAACAUGAAGUCAACAAUGCAUCUUUAGAGUUCAUGUCGCAGGCUGUUUACUUAAGAGCACGCAUGGCGACGAUCGGCUCUGCCACACUGACGGCACCACUGAACUGCAACCACGAGGCGGCGAUGGCCGCGUCGGUGGCACUGCCGGUUUACGAUGACGAAGUGGGUCGCGGUGCGCUGCCGUGCCGAGGACCCGACGACCGGCCAGAGAGGGAACUCUGCCCAGGUGACUCCGCUCGCCUCUCGCACCUCGACCGACUGGCGAUCGGCCGGCUGCAGGAGGUGGCGGCGUCCCGCCCCGCGCCGACCUCCGCGUCCGGGACGUCGUCCACCGGCCGGCCACCGCCCGCGUACUGUACGGAGCCGGCCGAACGCGAGUGCCUGGAUCUUGGUUCGGACCUGCACUCGGAGGGUCCGGCCCUGCCACACGGAAGCGUGGGAGGCGUCGGCAAGUCGGAGUGGUACCCCUACGCUUGCUACUACUGCGAGUGCAGGUUCAAAUUCGUGAGCGCUCGCAGCAUGCACAUUGUGGACGUGCACACGAACUUGAUCAUCUCUUCCGGGCCGAACGAGGCAGAGCCUGAGAAUCGGCCAGGUGACGCGUUCGGUGGUGAAGACUCCGACCGCAGCCCCGGCAUCAACUUCGACACUCCGAAGGAAAUACUGGCACUCCAAAAAGCGAGUCACCCCUGGCCCGAGCCCCCGGCGGAAGAGUUGUCACCGUCUCGUGCCGGGGGCCACGGGGCGUCGCAGUCGGAGUGGGAGCCGCAGUUCCCACAGGUGCCGGCGUCCGGUGCGGAAAAGGGGUCUGGGUCAGCCUUCUGCCUGCCACGGGUGCAAACGGAUACUCCCUCAUCUCCGAAGCAAGAGAUAGAGGCCAUAUUCGUCAACGAAGAAAGUCCGUUUCUGCAGGAGUGCGAGUUGCCUGACGGCCCCGGUAGUGCUCGGGAUCCCCUAAGCUUCGAGGAAGAGAGUGAGGCACUUGCGGAUGACAUGCAUUCCACAAGUAACCUGCAGAGCAUUAAGAAAGAGGUUCAUGAAGAUCUGUUACCAGUGUCAGAUUGCAAUGGGUUCAUUAAAGAGGAGCCAGACUUAUAUGUAGGAGUGGAUUCAACUGAGAAUGAGGAGGCAUCCACGAGAGAAGACGCCUCAGAUAUUACACGCACUGGCCAGGCCGACCCCGACUUGCCCCACCCCGGCGACAGCCGCAGUGUGGUCGACGUCCCGGCGCCGGACACGAUGACGUCGACAGGUGACGCCGCUUCUUUGGUGUCUGAAUCCCGAGGCACCACUACCGGCGGAGGCAGCACCACAGAUGCCACCUUCGGCAUUAUUGCCAGUGGGGCUGACGAAGAGCAGUGCUAUGGUGAUGCCGGCACGAGGCCACCGUUCUCGUACGCGGAACUCAUCGCUAUGGCCAUAGUGCAGUCGCCGCAUAGGAGGGCGAUGCUGUCAGAGAUCUACUCCUACAUCGCGAGCCGUUUUCCCUACUAUGCUGCCAGGAAGAAGUUUUUGCAGAAGAUGAUCAGCAACAACGUGGCACGCUACAGUUGCUUUGUCAAGUUGCCACAGGAAGGCGGCAAGCUCAAACGCCACUACUGGAUGCUUGACCCACAAUACGAACACAUGUUCGAGAGUGGAAAAUUUCGCCCCCGCCGGCGUGUGAAGCGGCCGUUGCACUCUGGCCCAGUUUCGGAGGGGCACGCGAACAGAGCGCAUUCUGACAACGGUGAGCACCGACUCCACGGGCACGACUCCCGUCGCCGGCAGCACCGCACUGGCAUGUCGGAACACCUGCAGCUGCUGGAGAACGCCACCGAGUCACUGCUCGGACACUCGGCGCUCCGGGCUGCCGCUGGGAGUGGACGUGUCGGAGGCGACACUCUGUCACCUCCCGCCUACCCGCACUAUCCCAGGUACGAGAACGGCUCAGUAGUUUGUAAGUACCACCACCCCGCCUGA
This is a messenger RNA of Schistocerca cancellata (South American locust), 2162 nucleotides long. RefSeq lists its product as uncharacterized. The transcript has 14 exons. Gene Ontology annotation, molecular function: RNA polymerase II cis-regulatory region sequence-specific DNA binding; DNA-binding transcription factor activity, RNA polymerase II-specific. The record is from RefSeq and is a predicted model, not a curated record. NCBI's taxonomy places the organism in Eukaryota, Metazoa, Arthropoda, Insecta, Orthoptera, Acrididae. The coding region runs from base 234 to 2162 and encodes 642 amino acids. Gene Ontology annotation, biological process: anatomical structure morphogenesis; regulation of transcription by RNA polymerase II; cell differentiation.